This is a messenger RNA of Anopheles maculipalpis, 876 nucleotides long. RefSeq lists its product as uncharacterized. Gene Ontology annotation, biological process: sensory perception of smell; detection of chemical stimulus involved in sensory perception of smell. The transcript is spliced from 2 exons. The record is from RefSeq and is a predicted model, not a curated record. Bases 1 to 876 code for a protein of 291 amino acids. Gene Ontology annotation, molecular function: odorant binding; olfactory receptor activity. Lineage: Eukaryota; Metazoa; Arthropoda; Insecta; Diptera; Culicidae. Gene Ontology annotation, cellular component: plasma membrane.
AUGGAAUAUUUUUUCACCAUCAACAAACGGCCAGGAUUGCCUCAUCUCGUGCUGAAGCUACUCAGUGCAGUGGGGAUUGCAGACGAAAAGAAAAGUCGCCAUCGCUUAACGCUAGUGCUGCUGAUAUUUGUUCUGAUGAUUGCAAUUCCCAAGAUUUGCUUUGGUUACUCUAGCUUCGAAGCAUCCAUUGUUGGUAUCGCAGAGCUAUUGUUUCAGAUCAACAACUUCCUAGGAUUGUUCAUAAUUUCGGCGCGCAACGAGGAUCUUAAGCGUUUAAUAGCGUGUGCCGGCAAAUUAGCCGACGAAGUUUUUCAAUCUGGUCACAACGACAUGGUGCAACUGUUAACAUCUCAGCACAAGCAAAUGCAUACGAUAACGAGGUGUUACUGUCUGCUCAUCUUCUAUACUGCGUGCAUUUACGCAUUUGUUCCAAUUGGCGCCUCGUGCUGGUCUUACUAUCAGUCCGUGCACCAAAACUCUUCCGUACAUUACGUUCUACACAUGGAAGAAAACUUCUACGGGCUUUCGAUUCGGACCUCGCUGGGACACUACCUCAUCUUCGCCAUCCCGAUGACGCUGACAUCCUUUGUUUGCGCAUACGUUGGCAACGCGAAGAUUAUGACCAUUUUCAACUUGACCAACUAUUGCACUGCUUAUUUUCAGCUGGUAGCCUUGAAGCUACAACAUGAGUCCGAAUCUAAAAUUGACCAUCGGGGCGUUAGAGCGAUUGUUACGAUGCACCAGCAAGCUCUACUAUAUGCCAACUUGCUGGAAAGAAUUAUGUCUCCGAUCAUGCUGAUGCAGAUCAUUUUGUGCGUUCUUAUGUCGAGUUCUAUGAUGCUCUACUUCACCUUUACUGUAAGUCGAACGACGUAA